AUAGGCUUCAUGGAUCCAAUAACAACACGGACACCAUCAUGAAUGCCUUCGCAUACUACUAGUACGCUUUGAGGGACACAGCUUCGCACAGCAACACAUCUACGGUCUUCAUCUUAUUCACUUCCUGCGCUCGACCCCACCCAGAAAUAUCGUUGGCCUGUCUCCUGUGCGAUUCUGGCUCAGUGGUCAAGUGACAUGACCGACCAUGAGCAUAUCUGUGGCCAAAGCUGCAUUCUUAGGUUUGUUUUUUGAGACUUUAUUUUAUGGCGUGUUCUUCACUUUGUACUGGUUAACAUUGUUCGUCCUCUUUAAGAAAACUGGCAUUCAACGGCGACUUCUUAUCCCAGUGGCAACCUUACUGCUCUGCAUUGCAACGGCCCAUCUAAUCAUAGAUUUUGUUCGAGGGUUAGAGGCAUUCAUAUUCCAGGUGGAUACGAUUGGUGCCGAUGCCUAUUAUUCCGACAUGGCUUCACCGCUGAAUCUCGUAUUGAUAUCACUUUACGUCACGCAAACCAUUCUUGCUGAUGGUGUACUUAUUUGGCGAGUUUACGCGUUCAACAACGGAAGCCUCUUCAUUGCCAUUCCUGGUUGUAUCGUUCUGUCGGCCACUGCGGCCAUUGGGUACUAUCUUAUUUGGCCCUUCUCUCGGACCAGUCUGAUGUUCAAUAUCCCUGCUGCUAUUUCUGGGUGUAUCGCCACUUUCUAUACAUUGACCAUGUUUACCAGCGCCACCUGUACCACUUUGAUUGCCUGGCGCAUCUAUCGCAAUCGCCGUUUCAUGCCAGGAGGGCUUGGCAUUUUUUUACCCGUCUUCAUCGUCAUCAUUGAGAGCGGCCCUUUAUAUACUACGUGUGUCCUUGCACUCCUUGCAGCAUUCUUGAUCAAAUCCAAUGGCGAAUACGUUGUGUUGGGCGUUAUCGCUCCUACUGUGGGAAUCAUAUUCUGCCUCAUUAUCCUGCAAGUGCAUUUCAACGUAGGCGGCAGGCCCCCCACCGAGCAACCUGCGCAAAUGAGGAGCAUUCGAUUUAGAGGGCGAGGUGUCCGGGACGUCGACUCCAGCAGGGAACCGAUGACUAUGCUCACCAUGCAGGAGUCGGAGAUCGUUCAAUCUGACAUAAUGGGAAGAAAGAAUGGCCAACCGCUCUCGGGGGGUUUCUUUCAAUUGUAAAUUGGUCACGUUCAAUUCUAUGCAGCCUUUCCGUCUGCGAGCAGCUAGGUCGCCGAUCCUGUUUUCGGAGGACGAGACAGACAAUGGUCUCACUACAUCGAACAUUAUUGUACCAGGCGCUAUACCCCCCAUCUUCACACUAUAUAUUCAUAAUUGGCUUGCUGAAGUUAUUUAUUGCAUUAUCGCAUUUUAAAACAGACACAGAAAUGAUGUCCUUCCAUCCUGGACAUGUUGCAGGAGAUGCCUGACCGACUGAAGAAAGAAGAACGUGAUCUGAGCCAUACUAAUGUGGAUGCUUCUACUGAAGCUGUGUUACCUUUGACGAUCCGACUAUCUGCAGG
This is a messenger RNA of Suillus paluster, 1509 nucleotides long. RefSeq lists its product as uncharacterized. Bases 206 to 1168 code for a protein of 320 amino acids. The transcript is spliced from 8 exons. The record is from RefSeq and is a predicted model, not a curated record. Lineage: Eukaryota; Fungi; Basidiomycota; Agaricomycetes; Boletales; Suillaceae.